AUGUAGCCCACCUAUCAUCAGAUGCUAGUGCUAAACCUGAGCUGAUAGUAAAAGACAGCAGUGGUGGUGGUCUUGCAGGUAGACAAACUUCUGAAAGCCGAGCAACAACAGCUUUUGAUCCACCGCUAACUUCAUCAACUGAUAUCAAUCAGUCGUCGUUGGUGUUGUCAUCCACAAUGAAACAGACGCCCAUCAACUCAAGUAUCUUGUGCAAUGACUAUGAUAGUAUUGGUGCAUUUGAAAAGACGAAAGAUAUUGCUCAGUUUAGUGAGGAUAAGCCAAGUGUAAACGAGAGAGUAAUUGUUAAAUUGACUUGCACGAAUAAAGGCAUUUCUAGUUUCAAGUUACUAUUUGAAUGUUAUUAUCUUUGGUGUAAAUUACUCUGUUUCUACGCUUGGUUGACCAGAUACGUCGUGUGUUUGUUCGUCAUCUAUAUUCUACGAUACAAUGACAUGAGCGUGUUGCCGUUCAGAUUUGAGGAUAUAGCUGAUAGAAGGAAGUUAGCAAAUGAACUCUGCGACGAUUUUCCAACCUAGGGCGUCAACCUGAG
Messenger RNA from Trichobilharzia regenti, 550 nucleotides. The record is from the annotation of a GenBank genome assembly. NCBI's taxonomy places the organism in Eukaryota, Metazoa, Platyhelminthes, Trematoda, Strigeidida, Schistosomatidae.